Messenger RNA from Exophiala viscosa, 1158 nucleotides. RefSeq names its product RNA binding domain protein. Gene Ontology annotation, molecular function: RNA binding. Bases 145 to 1158 code for a protein of 337 amino acids. The record is from RefSeq and is a predicted model, not a curated record. The transcript has 2 exons. Lineage: Eukaryota; Fungi; Ascomycota; Eurotiomycetes; Chaetothyriales; Herpotrichiellaceae. Gene Ontology annotation, cellular component: U2 snRNP; precatalytic spliceosome; catalytic step 2 spliceosome. Gene Ontology annotation, biological process: mRNA splicing, via spliceosome.
AUUUUCAGCGUCAUUGCUACAUCUCGCGAGAAUCUUUUGAAUUGAAUAUAGUUCUGUCGCUGGGCGGAAAACACAAGGCUGCUGCGGGAUAAUGCGUUCGCAAUUAUAACAUUUCUCUGGAGAACUGAAAUUCAGGUAUUCACCAUGAAUGCGAUCCGUCAAACCCAGCAACUGAACAAGCGCGAACUUGAAAAUGCGACACCACCCUCUGCCUCAUGGCACGCCGACUACCGGGACACGGCAUAUAUCUACGUUGGCGGUUUGAAUCCAGACUUGACCGAAGGUGACGUAGUCACCAUAUUCUCACAAUUCGGCAACCCCACGCAUCUGAACCUGAUCCGUGACAAAGAGACGGGCAAGAGCAAAGGAUUCGCUUUUCUCAAGUACGAAGAUCAGCGCAGUUGUGAUCUGGCGGUGGACAACUUGACUGGCGCCGACGUUGUAGGGAGGCUGCUGAGAGUCGACCAUACAAGAUACAAGAAGAAAGAUGACGAAGAUGAAGACACGCAUCGCAUUGACCGAUUGGAGCAGCAAGCCGAACUGGAAUUGAAUGGCAAUGGAAAGAGGGGCAGUGAUGACACAGAAGAUGAAGAUGAGGAGUCAAGGCACAAGAGAAAGAGGAGGCGGCCGAUGUUGAAGGAAGAGCAAGAGUUGGAGGAAAUGCUCGCCAUCAAGCAGGAUGGGGAAGUUGAUGAUCCUAUGCGCGAAUACUUGAUCAACGAGAAACGGGAAGAAGUCGAACGUGCGAAACAGAGGCAGGAAGAAAAGGAAAGGCGGUCGAAGGACAAACACAGACACCGGCGGAGGGAGGGCCAUGACGAUGAUGGUGAACGGCAUCCUCUUAAGGGAAGGGACGAUCAGGACGAGGACCAGGAAGCAAAGAGACACAGGCACCGACGAAGAGAUGAGGAAGACGACAGGAAAGACGAAAGACCUCGUCGACAUCGUCGUGAAGAUGAGGACGAAAACGACGAGAAAUCACACAGGCACCGAGACAGAGAAGGAGAUCGAGAUCGCCAUGAUCGUGACCGGCGACGACCUACGGAGGACGACAGCACCAGCAUGGAAACGGGGACUCGCAUCGUCACAGAAGUCGGCGAGAAGGUAGCAGAGACAGGAGGUCGUCAUGAAAUCGAAAAGAUCAUUGAGACGCUCUGA